CAAGUAUGGCGCUGGCUUCUUGAUUCUAAACAUGGAAUCAAUAAGAAUGAUAGACAAGAAUUGAUGAGUGCAGUUAAACUACUUCUUCAUGCCGAGUCAAUUGACAGAUUUGAAGAUCAACUGGAGAAAGUUCAGCACCAUCCUCUUCUUCAGAAAUAUCCCAAUUUCAAGAGCUACCUAAACACCUUGGACCAAAGAAGAGAGGAGUGGGCAAUUGCCUACAGAGCAGGUGCAUUGUUGAGGGGUCACAACACUAAUAACUAUUGCGAAUCAACAAUGUGCAUCAUAAAGGAUAAUGUCCUUAAUAGAUGUAAGGCAUAUAACACUGCACAACUUGUAAUGUUUAUGGCUGAAAUCUUCAACUCCUUUAUGAAACAACGGAUAGUGGAUGUAGCACUCAACAGAAGGCAUACGAAGAGACUGAAUGUCACCAAACUGCCUUUAGAAAGUGUUGUACCCUUGGGGCGUGGGUUGUACCGAGUGGGAAGUGAAACUAAUCCAGGACAAAUGUAUGAGGUGGAUCUAAAUAUUGGUAUUUGCACGUGCACAAAAGGAAAUACUGGUGCAGUCUGCAAACACCAAGCUGUAUGUGCAGACAGUGCAAAUCUAACAGUUCCUCAAAUGCCUAUGCUGAACAGUAAUACCCGUCACCAGUUGGCAGUGUUGGCUCUAGGGCAGAAGGACGCCCCCAGUGAAAAUUUCUUCAAGACACUGAAAGAAAUUAAAAGUGAUGAAGCUAGUAAAAGCAACAUUGAAGCUGCAGUGAAGUUUGGAAAGAGUGAGGAAGCCUGUGAAUUAAAUUUUGAGGUCAAAGGGGAUGCUGAAGAAAUUUCUCCUAGCUGCAGUAUGGAAACAGCAUCGGUGUCAUCUCAAACUAGCAGUGAUCAUGGGGUCUCUUCAUCUGUAGCUGACAACAUUCAUGAUGAGACCUAUAUUGCUGUAGCAGAGCGUUGA
This is a messenger RNA of Eriocheir sinensis (Chinese mitten crab), 954 nucleotides long. RefSeq lists its product as uncharacterized. The record is from RefSeq and is a predicted model, not a curated record. NCBI's taxonomy places the organism in Eukaryota, Metazoa, Arthropoda, Malacostraca, Decapoda, Varunidae. The transcript has 3 exons. Gene Ontology annotation, molecular function: zinc ion binding. Bases 64 to 954 code for a protein of 296 amino acids.